GAAAGUAUAAAAGCCGGUCUAUCCUCCUACUUAGUACUGUGAUUCUAUAGGUAGGUAUCUAUCAAAACAUCCUUCAUCAAUACAAGGCAGACGAAAAAGUACCUAUAUACGCCACAAUGGGUCGGGCGAUCAAGUACUAUCAUGUAGGGGAUAUGGAACCCUGGGAGGCUAUUGACUGGGAGACCAUCAAAUCCUUCCUUUGGGCUGGAUAUGAUACUCGCUGGACUGGAGGCAAAACGCGAGCCGAGGAGUGCAUCGACGAGGGAGUCUAUGGAGAUAUCCUUGCAAUAUUCGAGUCCUUUCCACACCUCAUCUGGAGCUUGAUGCAAGAUGGAAAAAUUGCCGUGACUGACAACAUGCCAUACCCUCGCCCACCAGACCUAAAGCAAGUCCAUAACAGUCUCUUCAUGUCCCUACAAGCGUAUGGUGGACAUAUCGGAGAGAAUUUCCCACAGAGAAUGGAAGCAUGGCAACAGGUUGAGAACUGUCUUGAAGGAAAUGGUUUCAACAAGACCAAGAAUCAGAACAUGAUCUGCAAUGCCGUUUAUGACGCUCUAACCAAAUUUGUCAGCAAAACCUGGAACAGUUCUAAUGCCUUGGUCAUUGCAAAAGCACACGGCGAUAUGCGUUAUAAUUCUGAGAAUGGGGGCUUCAGUAAGCGAGACAGCGCAACCAUUCCAGCCCUAGAAUUUUCACCGCAGAUGUGGCUGGUGGAUUUCGACUCAGCAGACACCGAAGCACAAAGGACUGAGAAAACGCAACGAGGAAUUAGGGCUAUUUUCAAGUUGGCCACGGCAGAAACCCCCUCUCAACCGCUAUCUCAGUGGUCUGAACUCGAAAUUCCAUAUUACUUACCCAACGGGGGGACCGUGAAGCUGCAAAAGGCAGUGGAACUUGGAGGCAUGGUAUCCUUCCAGUCUUUCUCUUGGGACUGGCUUCCGUCAAAGACAGGAGACAACACAAGCCUUAACCUACUCAAUAGCGCCGGUGAUUAUCUACUUCGCAUAUCUCUUAGGCAGGGUGAGAAUGCGAUUGUUCUUAACAGCGGAUAUGCUGAUGGUCCCUGGGGCCCAGAGGAACGUAUUGAGUCGAGAGACACCUUUGUGGCGUCGAACUUUGGUGUCUCUAUUCUUCACCACAAAGAGGAGUAUGAACUACUUUUUAGCUAUCACCCCACCGUGUACUACAAGAAGAGGAUUCCCGGGGUUAUCUCCAGUGUCUCGUACACUUCCAACGAUGGCUACUCUCCAUUAGCGGGAGCACUAAUCGUUUCAGUGUUUGAUACGAUGGAACAGUUGACCCAGACUAACUACCUUGCCAACUGCGAAAUUCCAGGAGGGGAGUACGGAAGGUCAAACACAUCUGCCAUCACAACGCAGCCUACGUUUAAACGUGGUGCGAAUUUUACCCCAGUACCCGACAAGAAGAGAAAGAAUAACCUCGGCUUCGAAUACGCCGAGCAUUCCUAUCUGGGAGACGCCAUCAUCUUGACUCUUUCUAAUGGAAAUACUGUGAUAGGUAAAGAUCAUCCUUUCACCCUGGAAAAUGGGUUGACUGUUACUUACGGUCAAAUUAAUGGUCUGGCUGGCGACUUCUACGGCACCUAUGACCCGAUUAGCGACGGCGCUAAUGACACGGAGAAAGCUGACCGCUUUAUGAAAGCGUAUAACACUCUUGCUGCUAGAUCUUCACGUCAACCGGCAGAGGCUAUCGAGAUUCUUAGUAUCCUCAAGAGAGAAAUCGAUGCUGUUAAUAACGCCCUGGCCCAUAAUCAAGAUCCGUCGGUGGCUUACAAUAACCUUCCUGAUGAGACCAUGGCAUUCCAGGAACGGACACUCUUUCGCUCCAAUAUACCAAGCUACCUCGGCCUUGCUCGCAUAAAUUGGGAUCACUUUGGCGUGGAUGCCCGUACCGCGUAUAACGUAGGCCACUCUGUAGCCCUCGAUAUCGCUGUCUCUGGAGAUCUGGAAAAGGCUUAUACCCUAAACGCCUUCGCCGAUCAUUUCUUGGAAGAUUCAUUCUCUGCGGGUCAUCUUCGCACUCCCCGACGCUAUUUGCAUUCGAGUAGUUGGUUUUGGCCGGCCCCCGAUUACUGUGCUAAACUAAUGCACGACGAGGACAAUGCUAUUGGUCUCUCGGUUAAGAACCCAAAAGGCGAAACUUGGACGGCUUACGGCGACAAGCGGUGCUUGGUUUGGGAGAAUGAGGAGAACAAGAAACGCUGUCUAAGGUCCUUACAGGUGUCAGCCAGAGAAAUCUAUAGCGCCUGGAGUAGCAAGACCAAGCCCAGCAAACCCAACUACGGAGCAUGGGUGCACGCACCAACACUUGAGUCCGCCCGAGGCGAGCAGACCCUGGCUCCGCUUAUUAAAGAUGAGAAGCGGCGUACCGAGAUAAAGAACCGUCGCAGCUGGGACUUCACCGCAAACUGGACAUUUCUCGGUACGGUUCUCAAGUGCUAUUAUGACGGGUGGUGGAACUACCCCAUCACCAUUGACGGGCCCACUGGGGCUCUAAAAGGCAGCGACGUCACUGCUUGUAACAAGGGCUAAUAUAAGGGCUUGGAAUAGUGUUCUGAAAUCAAUGUAAUGAUUCUAUAGGGUCCUAAGGUCCGUAGUCCUCUCUUCUUCUUUUCGACG
Annulohypoxylon maeteangense is the source of this 2639-nucleotide messenger RNA. RefSeq lists its product as uncharacterized. Lineage: Eukaryota; Fungi; Ascomycota; Sordariomycetes; Xylariales; Hypoxylaceae. The transcript is spliced from 4 exons. Gene Ontology annotation, molecular function: carbohydrate binding. Bases 117 to 2552 code for a protein of 811 amino acids. The record is from RefSeq and is a predicted model, not a curated record.